Messenger RNA from Octodon degus (degu), 2048 nucleotides. It is a transcript of the gene Ddx28, whose product is annotated as DEAD-box helicase 28. Bases 10 to 1626 code for a protein of 538 amino acids. Gene Ontology annotation, molecular function: nucleic acid binding; ATP binding; RNA helicase activity. Gene Ontology annotation, cellular component: mitochondrion. Gene Ontology annotation, biological process: mitochondrial large ribosomal subunit assembly. NCBI's taxonomy places the organism in Eukaryota, Metazoa, Chordata, Mammalia, Rodentia, Octodontidae. The transcript has a single exon. The record is from RefSeq and is a predicted model, not a curated record.
CCUAAAAACAUGGCUCUUGCACACCCAGUUCGGCUCCUUGCCUGCCGGUUACUCCUGGUGCCUAGACGGGAGCUGACAGUGGGCAAUCCCGAUGAACCCCUGCCAGUAGUGAGAAUUCCGCGGAGCCUACGGCGGCGGCAUGAACAGUCGCAAAACAGGCGUCAGAACACCCCGCGACCAGUGCUUGUGAGACCUGGACCACUGCUAGUCUCGGCGCGGAGGCCAGAGUUGAACCAGCCCGCACGUCUCACGUUGGGCCGUUGGGAGUGUGCACCGCUCGCCUCACGUGGCUGGAGGCACAGGCUCUCGCGUCGGGAUUAUUUCUCCAUCGAACCAGCGCAACACGAGCCACCAGCGCUGCGGAACCUCUCAUCAGUUUGCAGCUUCGAGGACCUUGGUCUGGAUUCCCGUCUGCUGCAUGCACUGCAGGAGGCUGUGCCCGAAGUCGUUCGGCCCACAACUGUACAGUCAAGUACCAUCCCCUCACUGCUUCGCGGCCGCCACGUCCUCUGUGCUGCGGAAACCGGCAGUGGCAAGACUCUCAGCUACCUACUACCGCUGCUUCAACGGCUCAUAGGCCAGCCACACCUGGAUUCCCACCAUAUCUUCACACCCCGAGGACUGGUGCUUGUUCCUUCGCGAGAAUUAGCCGAGCAGGUACAGGCUGUGGCCCAGCUGUUGGGCAGCUCUUUGGGCCUGCAGGUGCAGCAGCUUGCGGGAGGCCAUGGCGUGGGGAAGAUCAGGGUGCAGCUAUCGAAACAGCCGUCGGCAGAUGUGUUAGUCGCCACUCCAGGAGCUCUGUGGAAAGCUCUGAAAGGUCAACUAGUUAGACUGGAGCAGCUCUCCUUCAUGGUGUUGGACGAGGCAGACACGCUGUUGGAUGAAAGCUUCCUAGAACUGGUGGACUACAUCUUGGGAAAGAGCCAUAUAGCCGAAGGCCCAGCUGACUUAGACGACAUCUUCAACCCCAAAGCUCAGUUAGUGCUGGUGGGAGCCACCUUUCCUGAAGGUGUAGGACACUUGCUGAGUAAAGUCACCAACCCAGACUCUGUAACCACCAUCACCAGCACCAAGCUUCACUGUAUCAUGCCUCAUGUCAGACAGACAUUUAUGAGGCUGAAAGGAGCAGACAAAGUAACAGAGUUGGUGCACAUCCUCAAGCAGCGUAACAAAAAAGACAAGACUGGACCCUCUGGAACUGUCCUAGUGUUUUGUAACAGCUCCAGCACUGUCAACUGGCUGGGGUAUAUUUUAGAUGAUCACAAAAUCCAGCACUUAAGGCUGCAGGGGGAAAUGCCAGCUUCCAUGAGGGUAGGUAUCUUUCAGCGUUUUCAGAAGGGCUCCCAAGACUUACUUCUCUGCACAGACAUAGCUUCUCGGGGCCUGGACAGCACCCAUGUGGAGCUGGUUGUCAAUUAUGAUUUCCCCCUCACCCUGCAGGAUUAUAUCCACAGAGCAGGGAGGGUGGGUCGUGUGGGAAGUGAUGUGCCAGGCACCGUCAUGAGCUUUGUGACCCAUCCCUGGGACGUGAGCCUGGUGCAGAAGAUUGAGCUUGCAGCUCGUCGAAAGAGAAGCCUACCGGGACUGGUAUCCUCAGUGAAAGAGACUUUACCUCAGAAAGCUUGAUGUGGGCUGAGUUAAGUGUGAUGCUAGAGCAGUGAUCUUUUCUCAAGGUCCUUGGUGGGUGAACACGUGUCGGGUUUGUUCAUGGCAAGCUGCUUGUGGCUUUGAAAGGUAAACUGCUGGCUGGGAUUGGAGGGUUUUCACCUGACACAAGAAAACUAAAGUGGAUUUGGGGGUUUUAUUUUGUAUCAUGUUAUGAUUUCUAAAAAUAGAUGAUCUUUGUAUGGGCUCCCUUUUCAAAACUUACCAUCUGGGCAGAAUUCAGUGGAUUUUGAAGAUGAGCAGUCCAGCCACCACUUAGAGGUCAGAUGCCCUUUAAUCAUGUUUUAUUUUUCCAUUGUUGAUUUUUUUGGAGGGAGUGGCAUUUGUUUUGGUUGGUUGGUUUUAUGAUGUUAGCGUUGAAUAAACAUUACCACUGAGGUGUA